Ustilaginoidea virens is the source of this 1503-nucleotide messenger RNA. RefSeq lists its product as uncharacterized. The record is from RefSeq and is a predicted model, not a curated record. The coding region runs from base 1 to 1503 and encodes 500 amino acids. The transcript is spliced from 4 exons. Gene Ontology annotation, biological process: transmembrane transport. NCBI's taxonomy places the organism in Eukaryota, Fungi, Ascomycota, Sordariomycetes, Hypocreales, Clavicipitaceae. Gene Ontology annotation, molecular function: transmembrane transporter activity. Gene Ontology annotation, cellular component: membrane.
AUGGCAAUGGCAACGGCGGAGGAGGCUGCUGCUCUCGCUAGGCCCACGCCCUUGGGUGCCGCGGCGGCAGACGGGCGCCACAUCCGCCGCGUGGCGCUGGACCGGACCGGCGACAACAACGGCGGCAACGACGGCGACGACGACGCCGCUGUGGAGAGGCGCGUCGUCAAAAAGUUCGACCGCCACGUCUUGACGCUGCUGUUCGUGCUGUUCUUGCUGUCGUUUCUGGACCGAUCAAACAUCGGCAACGCCCGCAUCGCCGGCAUGCAGCGCCAGCUCAACCUGUCGGGCGACCAGUACGACUGGCUCCUGACCAUCUUCUACAUCGCCUACAUCCUGUUCGAGCCGCUCAUCGUGCUCUUUAAAAUGGUCCCCGCGCGGCGCUGGAUCGCCGUCCUCGUGGCCGGCUGGGGCGUGGCCGCCACCGCGCAGGCCGCCGCCCAGUCGUGGUCUGCCCUGAUGGCCUGCCGCUUCUUCCUGGCCGCCUUCGAGGCCGGCUUCGGCCCCGGAAUCGUCUACCUGCUGUCCUUCUACUACCUCCGGCGCGAGCUGGGCCUCCGCAUCGCCGUCUUCUUCUCCGCCGCGCCCCUGGCCACCUGCUUCGCCGGCGCGCUGGCCUACGCCGUCACCUCGGGCCGCGCCGCCCUCGCCGGCUGGCGCCUGCUGUUCCUGGUCGAGGGCGCCCCCGUGCUGGCCAUGGCCGUCGUGGCCUACCUGGCCAUGCCGGACGCCGCCCCGGACGCCUGGUUCCUGACCCCCCGCGAGCGCCGCGCCGCCCGCGCCCGCCAGGUCCGCCAGGUGGGCAAGGAGACGCGCGUCGGCCGCCUGGACUGGCGCGACGCCGUCGCCGCCUCCGCCGACCUCAAGCCCUGGCUGACCGCCCUCAUGUACUUUUCCUGCAACGUCUCCUACUCGUCCCUGCCGGUGUUUCUGCCCACCAUUCUGCACGACAUGGGCUUCUCCGGUCUCGAUGCGCAGGGGCUCUCCGCGCCCCCGUACUUUGUGGCCUUCCUCGUCACCAUCGCCACGACCAUCGUCGCCGACCGCACCCAGCAGCGCGGCCGCAUGGUGGCCGGCAUGGCGCUCGUCGGCGGCGCCGGGUACGUCGUGCUGGCGUCCGCCACCUCCACGGGCGCCCGCUACGCCGCCGUCUUCCUCGCCGCCGCGGGCGUCUUCCCCACCAUCGCCAACAUCCUGCCCUGGGUGCUCAACAACCAGGGCAGCGACGAGCGGCGCGGCGCCAGCAUCGUCAUCCUCAACCUCGUCGGGCAGUGCGGCCCGCUGCUCGGCACGCGCGUCUACCCGGAGCACGAGGGGCCUUACUACGUCAAGGGCCACGCCGUGUGCGCCGCCUUUAUGCUGCUGGUGGCGCUGCUGGCCGUCGCCCUUCGCGCGCGCCUGGCCCGCGAGAACAGGGAGCUGGAUGCGCGGUACGGCGACCCCGCCUCCCACGGGGACGAGGGCGUCGAGAACUACGGGCCCAGCUACAGGUAUGUUCUUUGA